AUGAAAGUGGUAUUUGCCGCCUUGUUGAUAUUAGGCUCAAGUGUUGCUACGCGAUUAAUAUCUUCAGAUGAGCUGCAUAAACUAUUUCUGAGGGUCGCAAAAAAUGAAGGUUCGCAAGAAGACGCGAGGACUCUACAAGAUGUGUUCAAAAUCUACAGAUCAGCGACAAAUGCUGUUCAAAGACAGAACCCUAGAGGUAGAGAAAGUCUCACAUGCCUGAUAUGUCGAAGCGGGAUGGCGGCGUUCUUUGACAUGAUUCGCGAGGGAGCCACUGAUGACACGAUCAUAGACGCCACGGAGGCGAUGUGCACAUCUUUGGACAUUUUGAGACCUGAAUCUUGUCGCGGUAUUCUUGAAUUAAAUGUCCCAAUAUUUACGCAUAUAAUCAAAACAAUACCAGAAGCUUCUCCGCGAACGUUUUGUGCGUUAGUUUUACAAAAAAGCGACGACCCAGACUACUGUGUUAUUCAGGAUCCAAGGUUUGAGUGGACAGUCAACUUGCCAGAACGUCCGAACCCUGCAGAUAUCAAGGUUCCCAACUCAAAGCCUACACCGCUCACUAUAGCAUUAAUCACAGAUGCACAUUUAGACCCUCUUUACGAACCUAACGGAGUAGCAGAUUGCAACGAGCCAACUUGCUGUAGGAAAGGACAAAUAUCACGCCCGUUAACCUCGAGCUUGGAUUAUGACGUAGAAGAAUAUUUUACUGAAGAUAUAACAAAUGGAGAUAACUCCCUCAAUUUGGAUAUUGUGGAGGAGAUAAAAUAUAGAAAGAUAAUAACAAGAAGAGCAAGAGACACAUCGCCGGCAGGAUUUUGGGGUGAUUACAGGAAUUGUGAUACUCCGGUUUGGGCUUACGACGAUGUUAUCAAAAGAAUAUCAUCCGACCAUCAAAAUGCAGAGGUCGUUUACUACAUGGGAGACAGCAUCGACCACCACGUCUGGGAGACGACUUACGACUUGAUAAACGAAGUAAACGGUUACGUGGUCGACUCAAUGAGGCAACAGUUCAAGAAGGGUGUUCAAAUUAUACCCACCAUUGGUAACCAUGAAUCUCAACCUACAAAUCAAUUCGCACCAAUUACUGUCAAAGGUGACAAAUUGAACACAACUUGGCUUUACGAGAGCUUAGCCACGAAGUGGGACUUUUACUUGACCGAGGAAGCGAAGGCAUCUAUCCGCAAAAUGGGUGCUUUCUCCAUGCUAAUCAGACCCGGCUUACGCGUCAUUUCAAUCAACACCAACGUUGCUUACAAAUACAAUUGGUGGCUUGUCUAUGAUCCGUUAGAUUCCAAGCAGCAUUUGGAUUGGUUGGUGGAUGAGUUGUCUAAAGCAGAGUUAGCUGGAGAAAGAGUGCAUAUAUUGGCGCACAUGCCUCCCGGGAUAGCAGAUCUGACACACUCGUGGACUCGAGAGUAUAACAGGAUAGUUAAUAGAUUCUCCGCAACGAUAGCCGCCGAGUUCAACGGACACACACAUUCGGACGAAUUCAAGAUAUUCUAUAACGACGCCGGAGCGCCAGUGUCCGUGGCGUGGGGCGCGGGCAGCGCUACCUCCUACACGCACUACAACCUCAAUUACAAGAUCGCUAGCUUCGAUCCGCACACUUUCGAACCACUGAAUAUUGCGAACUACAUAUACAAUCUCACGGAAGCAAAUCUCAGUCCACAAAGACGUCCCCGAUGGUUCAAAUUGUACGACGUUAAGAAAACUUUCGGUCUCUCUGAUAUAUCGGCUCGAUCUAUGGACGAAUUGGUCAAAGGCAUGGUGACCCAUAAACCGUUCCUCUUGGCCAUGUAUUCAGCCUUCUUCUCUAAACAGAGCGACAACAGGUGGCCAUAUUGUGACGACGAUUGUAAAAUUGAUCAGGUCUGCAAAACCGUGGUCACGGUAUUAUGGGAACGAGAGAGAUGUAAUGUUUUGCGACGAUUGUUCUUUUCACAAUAAAUAAACUAAAAGUAAAUACAAA
Messenger RNA from Bicyclus anynana (squinting bush brown), 1969 nucleotides. RefSeq names its product sphingomyelin phosphodiesterase 1. NCBI's taxonomy places the organism in Eukaryota, Metazoa, Arthropoda, Insecta, Lepidoptera, Nymphalidae. The record is from RefSeq and is a predicted model, not a curated record. Gene Ontology annotation, cellular component: lysosome. Bases 1 to 1947 code for a protein of 648 amino acids. Gene Ontology annotation, biological process: ceramide biosynthetic process; sphingomyelin catabolic process. Gene Ontology annotation, molecular function: acid sphingomyelin phosphodiesterase activity. The transcript has 10 exons.